AAUUAUAAAAAAAAAAUCCAAAAAUAAAAAAAUAAAAAUCACUUUUUUAUUUUUUUUUUCUUUCUUUCUCUCUGAGCUGAAUCUGCAAAAAUUUUCUGGGAAAAAUUCUUUCUUUCUUUCUUUGUUGAAUCUCCAAUUGGUUACUUUAUUUUUUUUCUUUCCAGUGGAAAAUUCAAGUGUGAGAAAGAAGAGUACUAAAGAGUAUCGUUGCUUUGCUUGAAUUUGAAUCUUUCUUUGUUCGGUUCUUAUCUUUGCCGGAAGGUUUUUGUUCUCAGACUCCGACGCCGGAAGGGUUUUUUUUCAGCUUCUUCUAUGGCGAAGCGUGGAUAUAAGCUACAGGAAUUUUCAGCUCAUUCAGGGAAUGUAAAUUGUCUAAGUAUUGGAAAAAAGGGUUGUAGACAUUUUGUGACAGGAGGGGAUGAUCAGAAAGUUAAUGUUUGGCCAAUUGGAAAAUCAACUUCCUUAACUUGUCUAACUGGUCAUACAAGCCCUGUUGAGUGUGUUGGUUUUGAUUCAACAGAAGUUUUAGUCCUUGGUGGAGCUUCUAAUGGUGUCAUUAAGCAAUGGGAUUUAGAAGAAUCAAAAAUGGUUCGCACGCUUUCUGGACACAGAUCCAACUGUACUGCUGUUGAAUUUCAUCCUUUUGGCGAGUUCUUUGCAUCUGGUUCGAUGGAUACCAAUUUAAGGGUAUGGGAUAUUAGAAAGAAAGGGUGCAUUCAUACGUACAGGGGUCAUACUAAAGGCGUAAGCACCAUUAAAUUCACUCCUGAUGGGCGGUGGGUUGUUUCUGGUGGGCUUGAUAAUGUCGUAAAGGUGUGGGAUCUUACUGCUGGAAAACUCUUGCACGAGUUUAAGUUCCACGAAGGAGCGGUUCAGUCCUUAGAUUUUCAUCCUCUGGAAUUUCUUUUGGCCACAGGUUCAGCAGACAGAACUGUCAAAUUCUGGGAUUUGGAAACCUUUGAAUUGAUUGGAUCAACCCGACCUGAGGCAACGGGAGUCCGUGUGAUUGGCUUUCAUCCAGAUGGUAGGACUUUGUUUGCUGGACUAGAAGAUAGUUUGAAGGUCUAUUCGUGGGAGCCGGUUCUUUGUCAUGACACUGUUGAUAUGGGAUGGUCAACUCUUGGUGACUUGUGCAUUCAUGAAGGAAAACUGUUGGGAUGCUCAUACUACCAAAAUUCUGUUGGAGUUUGGGUAGCGGAUAUAUCGCAUAUUGAACCAUAUGGAGAUGCUUCUCAAAAUGAUUGCACCGAGCCGAAGCUUAAUCUUAAACUCCAAGAGAGCUCAGAGAGAGCGCCGACCAUAGUAAGGACUUCAAGUUUGCGAUCUCGGUCUCCUGAUUAUGAGACAAAGGAAAUAAAGAACAUAUAUGUGGACUCUGCUGGAGGAAAGCCUGUUGCUCGGCCGAAAAUUGAGUCUUUAACUUCUCCAAAAGUGUCACCCCAUUUGGAUACAAAGGAAACGGAUGAUUUGGUGACAAAGAAGCCAAGUCAAGCAGUUAAUAAAUCUUUGUUUGUGCCAAGCGUUGUACCCCGUCAGAGUUCUGAUGGGAAAGAUUCGGCCAAUUCUACGAGUGAAUCUAUUACCUUUUCGAGGACUAAACGUGGUAUGUUACUUAGACCGGCUCAUGUAAGAAGACCAUCAAACAGCAGAAAUGAUGUGGAAAAGUUGUCGGUGUCAUCUACUAUCGAAUCAUCGCCUGUUAGCAAAUUAAUGAAUAAAUUAGAUGGAGCAGCGGACUCGAACUGUGAAACAAAAACUGUUAUAGAAGAUAGAGUGGAAAAACAUUCUGCUGCUAUUGAUUGUGUAACCGAAAAGCUUGACAAAGUUCUAUCUCCUCCGAGGACACCUGCUAGUCAAGAAAAAGAAACAACUCAAACAAGUAAUAAAGCCUUGAAUUCCAGCAAAGAUAAGCCUGUAAAAUAUGUCAAUGGAGUUGCAGUUGUUCCGGGAAGAACUCGAUCCCUUGUUGAAAGGUUUGAAAAAAGAGAGAAAGUUAAUGGUAAUGAAGAUCAAGCUGGGGGUGUAGCUAUCUGUGCAGUUCCUGAAAUUGAUAAAACACCUCCUCCUAUGAAGAAAGAAGAACCUCGAAUUCCUACCAGAAAUGAAGAACCUCAUAUUCUUACCUGGAAUGAAGAGCCUCAAAUUCCUACCAGGGUUGUUGAAAAACCUCAAACUCCUCCCACCAAGAAUGAAGAACCUCAAAUUCAUACCAGGAUCGAAAAACCUCGAACUCCUCCCACCAAGAAUGAAGAACCUCAAAUUCCUACAAGGAUUGAAAAACCUCGAACUCCUCCCACCAAGAAUGAAGAGCCGCCUCAAAUUCCUACCAGGAUCGAAAGACCUCAAAUUCCCACCAGAAAUGUAAGACCUCAAAUUCCCAUCAGAAAUGGAAAACCUCAAAUUCCCACCACCAGGAAUGAAAAGCCUCCAAUUCCCACCAGGAAUGAAGAACUUCAAGUUCAAAUUCCGACCAUUAGGAAUGAAAAACCUCCAAUUCCAACCGGGAUUGAAGAACCUCAAAUUCCCAUUAGGAGUUUUGCCUCUGCAGAUGUUAGGGAUGGUACUGAAGACCUUAUGCAAACUCAUGAUGUAUUCUUGAGCACCCUUCGUUCUCGCUUGACAAAAUUACAGGUGGUGCGGCAUUUUUGGGAACGAAAAGAUAUUAAAGGUGCUAUUAAUGCCAUGAGGAAGUUACCGGAUCAUUCUGUACAAGCAGAUGUAAUCAAUGUUCUCAUAGACAAAAUGGAUAUCGUUACGCUAGAUGUGUUCUCUUGCUUGCUUCCGGUGCUUAUCGGUUUACUUGAUAGCAAAACAGAAAGGCACACUACACUGUCAAUGGAGAUACUAAUUAAGCUUGUAGCAGUGUUCGGUCCAGUGAUAACCUCAGCCAUUUCAACACCACGAGCAGUCGGUGUUGAUCUUCAUGCAGAGCAAAGGGUGGAAUGCUGCAAGCAAUGUUCUAACCAUCUGCAACAAGUCCUGAAGAUUCUUCCAUCACUUGUGAGGAAGGGUGGUUUGGUGGGCAGAAGUGCUCAGGAAUUGAAUCUAGUUCUUCAAGCAUAACCGAUCCACAACAGUGUCUAACCGAAGCAAAAUAGGUAGGGUGGUUUGGCCCUGGCAUCCGAUGAUGAUGAUGAUGACCGGGUGCUAUGAACAACGAGCGGGUAGCGGGUUCAGCUCGAGUUAUGUUUUCUCAAAUUUCACAAUUUUGGUCCUAAUUCCUCCCAUAUCUCUUAUUGUCGUCUUCUUCUUCGGGUAUUGCUAUUAUGAUGAUGAUUUUUAUCUGAGAGAUACAACUCGGGAGUUACUGCGCGUGGCUAGGCUUAAAAACCGAAUGUACUAGGGUAGGGCGCCAUGGCGAAGAAGAAAAGUGCCCGAUCGGUUGGUUGGUUCGCGCAGUGCGGUGCGGUGAGAUCUCCUAAUUUUGAUUCUUUGAUUUUGGAGAUUGUUAAUUUGUAUGUAAUGUUCUUCAAUCAAGUACAUAUUUUUGUAAUACUGUAUUGCUCUUUUUUAAUGGUAUAUAAUAUAAUAUAAAUAUAUAUAUGAAAGAAAAAUUAUAUUUUCUUCGAA
Messenger RNA from Cannabis sativa, 3570 nucleotides. Its product is annotated as katanin p80 WD40 repeat-containing subunit B1 homolog KTN80.1. The transcript has 18 exons. Gene Ontology annotation, cellular component: katanin complex. The record is from RefSeq and is a predicted model, not a curated record. Gene Ontology annotation, molecular function: microtubule binding. The coding region runs from base 313 to 3063 and encodes 916 amino acids. Lineage: Eukaryota; Viridiplantae; Streptophyta; Magnoliopsida; Rosales; Cannabaceae. Gene Ontology annotation, biological process: microtubule severing; microtubule depolymerization.